Molecule: messenger RNA, 1652 nt
Organism: Phyllostomus discolor (pale spear-nosed bat)
Lineage: Eukaryota; Metazoa; Chordata; Mammalia; Chiroptera; Phyllostomidae
Product: olfactory receptor 5L1-like
Exons: 1
Coding region: 1-969 (322 amino acids)
Biological process (GO): G protein-coupled receptor signaling pathway; sensory perception of smell
Cellular component (GO): membrane
Molecular function (GO): G protein-coupled receptor activity; odorant binding; olfactory receptor activity
Source: RefSeq, a predicted model, not a curated record
AUGGUGGCACCUGGGGAGAGGAACUGUACCAUUGUGAUGGAGUUCAUUCUUCUUGGAUUAUCAGAUGCUCCUGAGCUGAGGGUUUUUCUUUUCAUGGUGUUCCUCCUGAUCUAUGGAGUCACAGUUUUGGGUAACGUGGGCAUGAUUGCACUGAUUCAGGUCAGCCCUCGACUUCACACUCCCAUGUACUUUUUCCUUAGCCACCUGUCCUUUGUGGAUUAUUGCUACUCCACGAUCAUUGUGCCAAAGAUGCUGGUUAAUAUUAUAAAUGAAGACAAAGCCAUCUCCUUCCUGGGAUGCAUGGUCCAGUUUUGUUUAUUUUGUGCCUAUGGAAUCACUGAGUUCUUCCUGCUGGCUGUGAUGGCCUAUGACCGCUUUGUGGCCAUCUGUAACCCACUGUUGUACAUGGUCACCAUGUCCCAGAAACUGCAAAUGGUUCUGGUUUCUAGCUGCUACCUCUGUGGGACUUUGUGUUCUCUGAUCCAUUUGUGUUUAGCUCUUGAGAUCCCAUCUUACAGAUCAAAUGUGAUUAACCACUUCUUUUGUGAUCUGCCUCCUCUCUUAUCUCUUGCUUGCUCUGAUAUCACUUUGAAUGAACUGUUGGUGUACAUUGGAGUCUCUUUUACCGAGAUCAUCACCAUUGUGAUCAUUCUUACCUCCUACGUGUUUAUUCUCAUCACCAUCCUGAGGAUGCGCUCUGCAGAGGGAAGGCGCAAAGCCUUUUCCACCUGUGCUUCCCACCUCACAGCCAUUGUUGUCUUCCAUGGGACAAUCCUUUUCACUUAUUGCCAGCCCAGUGCUGGCAACAAUGAGGACGUUGACAAGGUGGCCACAGUAUUCUAUACUGUAGUGAUUCCCAUGCUGAACCCCCUGAUCUAUAGUCUAAGGAACAAAGAUGUGAAGGAAGCUCUCAAAGGAGUGGUGAGCUCCAAAAUAUUUUCCCAGAGAAUAUUUCAAAGUGGAAGCUAGUGGAGGGCUGAAUUUGUGGGCUGCAGUGUUGGAGUAGAAAGAAGAGCCAACCUGUAUAUCAAGAGAGAGUUUUUUGAUUCAGUGAUUUUUAUACUUACUUUUGAUUACCUACCCAUCAGCAUACCAUUAUUAUGAAUUUAUAUGCCAGUUUGACCAAGAGCAUAUCUCAAUAUUUUUCAUCAGGCAGACUUUAUAAAAUAAUUGAGUAGAUUUGUUGUAAGUAUUGAGAGCUAAUUGUGUUUUGGGGCUGGUAUGUUGAUUUAAAUCAACUGUGAAUACUAAUGAUAAUUUAAACAAAGAAAUAACAAAUCAAGAUUAUUGUUCAUGUCAGGGAGGAUUCAUGUUUCUCCAAUAGUAGUAAUAUUUAGUAACGGAUGCCCUCAUACACACUAUUAUGUAAUUUUAAAUACUUGCAACAUUAUAUUUAUCUUUUAAAAAGUAUCUCAUUAGUAUUGCUUGAAUUACUUAUAUUUUCUUUUGUGUCUUAUACUCCUUGUAUGAGAACAAAAUUCCAAAUUGUUCAGACUUAGUGAGUAGAAAGAAUAUAUUGGUUUUGUCAAAGUAAAAUGAAAACUGUAUACAAUCUUGUACUGGUUCAUGAAAUAAUUUAGUAUGGUUAUAUGAUUUUAAACCUACAACUUUAAAUUAAAAUAAAAUUUCCAAGUCUUUGGAUCUGUAAUGUA